This is a messenger RNA of Filobasidium floriforme, 1942 nucleotides long. Its product is annotated as putative ATP-dependent RNA helicase. Gene Ontology annotation, molecular function: RNA helicase activity; nucleic acid binding; ATP binding. Lineage: Eukaryota; Fungi; Basidiomycota; Tremellomycetes; Filobasidiales; Filobasidiaceae. Bases 42 to 1925 code for a protein of 627 amino acids. The record is from RefSeq and is a predicted model, not a curated record. The transcript has 4 exons.
ACCGACCUCUUAUAACUUGAAUACAAGAACAACUAACAAUCAUGCCGACAGACAUUUCAUCACGGAAACGAAGAAAGGUAGACUCCACCGCCGAGCAGGAAGAAAGAGCGGACAGCGGGGCCGGGAUGUUGGAUCAGGACGAGAUCCGGCGGCACAUGAUGGCGUUGAUGCAGCAGGGCGGAGAUGGCAAGCGAGAUUCCGAGGGCGAGGAUGACGAUGACGAAAGUGAGGAAGAAAUUGAAGGAAGUGAGAGCGGAAGCGAUGACGAGGAAGGUGAUGAGCAGGAGGACGACGGGGAGGACGAGGCAAAGCCAAAAGUGGAGCUGGAACUGGAUUCUGACGAUGCAGGAUCCGAUGACGAGGAGGAAGACGUCAAACCCGGACAGACCACCAAACUCGACCCUUCCGAUCUCAAACCUUCCUCCCUCUCCCGCAUCAAAUCACUUCCCUCCUCAUCCACCCCUACGUCUUCGAGCAAACCGGUCCUAAAAACGACCUUCUCCUCCCUAGGCAUCUCUCCUCGCCUAAUCACCUCGCUCCGAACGCUAGCCAUCUCCCGCCCUACGGAGAUCCAAGCGGCCUGUAUAGAACCAAUUCUGCAAGGUCGGGACUGUAUCGGAGGAGCCAAGACGGGAAGCGGAAAGACGAUGGCGUUUGCGCUGCCGAUAUUACAGAGGAUCGUCAAGGAUCCUUUCGGGAUCUUUGCUGUCGUCCUGACGCCUACUCGUGAACUGGCUUAUCAACUAGCCGAACAAUUCAUCGUCCUCGGCAAACCACUCGGACUGACGACCUCGACCAUCGUGGGCGGGAUGGACAUGAUGAAACAAGCCCGGGAACUCUGUUCCAAACCUCAUAUCGUCGUAGCCACACCCGGCCGGUUGGUGGACCUGCUCCGUUCAUCAGCCCACGGACAAUGGGACUUGGGGAGGGUCAAGACGUUGGUCCUGGACGAAGCCGAUCGACUCUUGACGCCGACAUUCGCACCCGACUUGGGAUUCUUGUUCCAAAACCUCCCCGAGGACAGACAGACGUGCCUGUUCACAGCAACCAUCUCGGAAGAGAUCGAAAAGCUCGUAGCCAGACCGCCUAGAAAGGGAAAGAUGAGGCCGUUCGUUCACAGGGUGGAGAGCGAGACGUUAACGGUAAAAGGGUUGAAGCAGAGUUACCUCUUCUUACCCGGACACGCGAGGGAUCCUUAUCUGUACUAUUUGUUGACGCAUCCGCCGAAGUCGAUCGCCCACCUGAGACAUAAAAAGGCCGUCGAUCGGGAGAUGGAACGAGAGCGGGAAUCGUCGAACAGCAACAACAAGAAACGGAAACAUCACGAAGGACGUGGGGUAGAGGAGCUCAACGAGGAAGGGGUGAAAGUAGAGGAUAUCCCAUCGACCAUCAUCUUUACCCAACGAUGCGCCACCGCCCACCUCUUACACCUCAUUCUCACCGAACUCGACAUUCCCUCUGUCGCGCUCCAUUCCCACCUCUCGCAACCGCAACGUCUCUUGUCCCUCGCCCAAUUCAGAGCUGGGCAGGUCCCGGUCCUGGUGACCACCGACGUCGGAUCGAGAGGGUUAGAUAUACCCGAAGUGGCCAUGGUCGUCAACUUUGAUUGUCCGAGGACGGGGGAGGAUUACGUUCAUAGGGUCGGAAGGACGGCGAGAGCGGGGAGAGGGGGGUUGGCAGUGACCAUCGUCACUGAGCGGGACGUUGAUCUGGUCAAGGGGAUCGAGGAGAUGACGAAGGUCAAUCUGGAAGAGAUGGAAUUGCCCGAAGACGACGUGCUCGAAAAGCUCAACCUUGUCUCGACCGCGCGGAGGGUGGCAAAUCUGGCCAUGCAAGAUUCCGGAUUUGGAGAGCGACAGGCGAUCAACAAGGCCAAGGAGAUCAAACGGAGAAGACGGGAUGCCAAGCUGGCCGGCAAGGGAUGAGGUUGGUAACGUAUAUU